Molecule: messenger RNA, 1129 nt
Organism: Magallana angulata
Lineage: Eukaryota; Metazoa; Mollusca; Bivalvia; Ostreida; Ostreidae
Product: neuroglobin-like
Exons: 4
Coding region: 274-774 (166 amino acids)
Molecular function (GO): heme binding; oxygen binding
Source: RefSeq, a predicted model, not a curated record
UAUUGGGUUGGAAGGAUGGCAAGCAAUAAAAAUCUUCACCAGAUCAUGGACGGCGAGGGAAUUAAGAGGGGUACACUUCGUUAUUGAAAUAACGGACCAAAGCUAAGAGUAAUUAAAUUUAGAUUUAAGCCUUAUAGGCAAUGAUAUCACGAAAAUUUGACGCAAGACCAGUUACAUGUAGAUGCUUUAAGGAAGAAAAGAUACGACUUCUUCGAAACUUCAGGUUUUUUCCAUUGAAUACAGGAACUGGGCAAGUCUUAAGCUGAGAAAACUAUGGGCUGUACGUCAAAUAAAAUGGCGCUGACGACGAUUUCAGAGGACGAGAAGCGACUGGUCAAAGAUUCGUGGAAUUUAUUUGUUUCUAGAGGAGAUUUCUCAGACACUGGAUCACAUAUGUACAAAGUGCUUCUUCAGGACAAUCCACACCUAAAAACAUUAUUUUCUUUUAUGAAAGUAAAUGGGGCACCUUUUGACAGCCCAAUGUUUAAAAGCCACGUCAGAAAUGUUUUUACCGUGAUCGGGGAUGCUGUUAACCAUAUUGAUGACUUAGAUAGCCUCAAUCCUAUCCUUAAAGACCUGGGAGUGAAACAUCAAGGAUAUGGGGCUAAAAAGGAAUAUCUAGAGCCUGUUGGAAAUGCACUGUUAUGUACAAUUGAAAAGCAUCUAGAGGACGAUUUCACUCAAGAGGUUCACAGUGCAUGGAGAACAUUUUUCGCUGUGAUGAGCUACAGUUUUGCACAAGGACUUGAUGAAGACAACGGAAAAGAUGGCUGAUGUGAUAAUUCAUGUUUCGGAUUUUAAAACUGAAAUCAAGUCUAUUUUCAUUUUUUUUUACAGAUUUAAACUACAUAUAAUUUUCCAUAAACUUUUAUAAAAUCCAUUUUUUUUGGCAAAUACAUUUAUUUGAUGUACGAACUAGAAAAGGUUCACAUUGGGGACCGGGUUAAAAGUGUUUAUUAACACAUUCAGAUCUGCUUUACUUAUUGUCUUAUAGAUAUAGUUAUCAAUUGUAACAUAACUGUCCCUUCAAUGUUGUAUAUAUGAAGUACUUUUUAUUGAUUUUAAUCGGUAUAUGGCUCAUUACUAUUGAUUUUGUAAAGAUGUUACAAUGAGUAAAUCAUUAUUGUUA